Kwoniella shivajii is the source of this 4035-nucleotide messenger RNA. RefSeq lists its product as uncharacterized. The transcript is spliced from 3 exons. Bases 1 to 4035 code for a protein of 1344 amino acids. The record is from RefSeq and is a predicted model, not a curated record. Lineage: Eukaryota; Fungi; Basidiomycota; Tremellomycetes; Tremellales; Cryptococcaceae. Gene Ontology annotation, biological process: division septum assembly. Gene Ontology annotation, cellular component: division septum.
AUGUCACACCCAGCUCGAUUAUCACUGCGAGCCCCACCUCAUCUACCUUUCAUCCAAGGAUAUCCUGGUAUUCCAGCAUCGGGCAAUCGCAAGAGUGCUGGUGUACAUGGUACGUUGGAAUUGAGGGUGGGUACAACACCCGUGAAAGCUAAAUGGGUCAGAGUCGAGAUAAGGAAAUAUGAGAUAUUACCUCCUGGUUUUCCCGGAGGUGGUUCUUUCAAUAAUCAUAAUAAUGGUAAUCAUGAAUUAGUUUGGGAACACAUAGGUGAUAUUCAAACAUUAUGGAAACCUUCUUCUUCGUCUUCUUCCGCAACAUCAACAUCAGUGUCAAAAUCAACAUCUACAUCAACAACAAAUGGAAACGGAGACGAGUGUGAAAUAAUCGAAACAUCAGAUUUCAAGUUUUUCUUACCUUUACCUGAACAUAUACCACCCACAAUAGAAUUGCAAAAAGAUUCAGGUAUAAAAUAUGAAUUAGUUGCUGCGUUAUGUUAUAGACAAAAAGGUGGGAUGUUUAAAAAGGAAUCUUAUCCAAUAUUGAAGAUAUCUGAAUCUAUACUAAUAACCAAACAUGAAUUACAUUCAACUUGGCCUAUAUAUCAAAUACCCAGUACCAUUUCGUCGAACGAUCAACCACAAACUCCUACGGCCACAACUGCGUCUAACAAUAACGGACAAUUGGUUCUGAAUGUUUCGAGACCUAAUAGGGCAUUUGGUUCAGGUGAUAAAAUUCAAUUUUCAGCUAGCUUGAAAUCGACAAAAUCACAACCUUUUAAAUUAAAAGGAUUCGAAUGCACAAUGUAUGAAAUCAUCACUUCUAUUCCAUCACCACCACCUACACAACCUAAUGGCAAUACCAAUGUAAAGGAUAAGAAAAGGAAAUCAAUGCUUAAUCCAAUAUCGAGAUCUAGAGCUGUGGCUACAGUCAAAGCUGCCAUCGACGAAAAGAUCAAUUUGGGUGGAGAGAGAUCUGCAAGGAUAGAAAUGUUGAUUGAUAGAGUUCAAUCAACAACUACGAAUGCAAGAUCUCUCAAGGUCAGUUAUGAAUUGGAAGUCAAAGCUGUAAUGGAAGGUAUAAAGGAUAAGAUACAAGUAAAUGGAAUAGUUUAUACUGUUGGCGUAUAUUCUAAAACUCAUGCUGAAAAUGCUGUUAGAGAUAUAGGUUAUGUAGAAGCUUUAUGUCCUAAACCAGCUUCACCACCACCAAAACCACCUCCAAUAGAUUCGACUCCUUUCUCUGGAAGUCAACCUGACUUACCUCCUGGAAGUACACCAUAUCCACCCACAGCAUUCACGCCUCCCCGUACAUCUUCACAACAGCAAGGGUUCAUACCUAGACAAGACUUUCAACGUCAUAUUUCGGGUAAUACAUUGAAUAGUAUUAACACUUUUUCUACGACAACCUCAGGCCCAGGUGAAUUCGGCUUGAUACCAGGUCAGAGUCAUAGGCCAUACAUCACCAUGCCUUUAUCCCACGGACAAGGACAAGGACAAGGCCAAGGACAUAGAAGAGGCGAAGUAUUGUUUCCUAACCCUCAACCUGCCAGACCAAGGAGUAUCACACCUACUUCCCCCACGAUUGAAUCUUCAGGAGAUCACGAAAGAUAUGCACAGAGUGAUGUUGGACAUGAUAAUGCUAGCAGAUACUCAACGGCUACUAUGGCAACUUUUGGAAGGUGGGAUAAUGGGUUGAAGAAUGCUAUGGUUUCUCCUGGAAUAGACGGAGGAGGUACUAUGGCAAGUCCGACAUCGAGUGAUAACACCACUACACCAACUUCCCCAAUUGUACCUUCGACCUCAACAGCGCAAUCCCCUCCUUCAGGCUUGGCUUCCAGAUCUGUAUCUACACGACCAUCCGUUCCUCCUCCAAGCUCAUUCUACCUCUCCGCAGAGCAAGAGAAGCACUUACAGAGGGACAGGUACGAAUCAGCUAGGACAAAAGCUAUAUCCGCUCAAACUGGUCUAGGAGUUUCAUUGGAUCAAGUUGGCUUGGCUGGUCCAAGCCCAUCAUCACUUUCUCUUGCCUCUUCACCGUCGUCGAAGAUACCAAAUCUAGAUGAAGAAGAAGCUCCACCACCGGAAUAUGCACCCCCAAUUCCUGCACAACCUAAACAACAAUAUACCGCACCUACAAGACCCGUCUCUGAGUACACCAACGGCUCGUCAAUAAAAUCAAAUUCUACUCCUGCAUCACCAGCAGCGACUAUAACUUCACUUCCUUCAGUGUCUAAUAGAGUCGCUUCACCGCCACUUGAGAAGCAAGGCUUCAGCUCGGCUGCUGAAGAGAAAGAGAUUCAAAGGAAACGAUACGAAGAAGCUACUUCCAAAAUGUCAAAGAGAAUGAGCUCAGAAUCUGGAAGUGUAGGAUCGUCUUCAACUAUGAGCGGCACACCGAACAGACAUUCCAGUAUAAUCCAGCAACUCAAUCCGACACCCCCUUCUCAACCAUCUCAAUCGAAUGAUAACCCACUACCAUACGAAGCUAUACAUGCGUCCGAAUCCAGUUCAUCGGCAAUCAGGCCUAGAGCGAAUGUUGGACUAGGUAUCUCAAGUGGGCUAAGCGAGAAAGAGCAGAUGAGGAGAUACUAUGCUGCGCAGGAUGCUGUAGCGCAAAACGCCACUGGUAGUGACAGUGGUGGGAACACGAGUCCUGGAAGAAUGACUAGCAUAGGUACAAAUAGCGUACUAUCCAAGAGAUUAGGCUCGGAUGGUAUGAGUCUACCUUACAAUGUUGAUUCGGGUAGCAAUGGAAGUAUGCGUGGAGUGAUCAAUGCUUCUAAUGAGAAAGAACAGAUGAGAAGGUUCUAUGAAGCGCAAGAGAAAGUAUCUAGAGCUCAAACUCAAUUUCCGGUAGCUGGACCUUCCAACACCGUGAAUACACCAUCUUCGUCACCCAAACCACGUCAUUCAAUGGGUACCGGUCCUGGUGGUAGUGCUAUAAGUGAGAAGGAACAAAUGAGAAGAUAUUACGAAGCUCAAGAUAAAGUUGCUGCUGCUUCUUCUUCUUCUCAGGGACAAGGACAAGGACAAGUACAAUCACCAUCAUCCUAUACAGACAGCAAAUCUGAAAACUCGCCACCUAGAAAUGUCGCACCAAAUGGAAUGGAUGAGAAAGAACAGAUGAGGAGAUACUAUGACGCUCAAGAAAAAGUAUCUUUAGCUAAUGGAUCACCCUCUCAACCGCAAUCUGCAAAAAUCCCAUCGGCUUCGACUCCAAUGAAUGCCAAACCCUCUGGAUCCAUUUUGAACGCAAGAGAUGAAAAAGAACAGAUGAAAAGGUAUUAUGAAGCUAUGGAUAAAGUACAAAACGCUUCCACAAACAAUCACUCGAGGUUAGGAUCCGGUUCUGGUUCCGGUUCUGGUUCCAGGUCAGGAUCAGGAGUACAAUCAGGAAACAACCCAUUCGCAGAUCCAGUUGACAGGGUUGAUUCUCUACCUCCUAUCUUAUCUCCACCAGUGGAUUCUCCACCAGUGGAUUCUCCACCAGUGGAUUCUCUACCUGCCUUCGAUACACCAUCCUCACCUCCCAUGGCAUCAGGAAGUACUCAUACAGAUACACAAAGUACGAAUGCAGGACAUGUUUCAGCUGAACAGGAAAAAGAAAUAAUGAGGAAAAGAUAUGAACAAGCUACAUCUGCUGUGGAAAGGCAUUCCUCACCAUCUCCAAUCUCAUCACCAUCACUUGUCAAAAACGUAAAUGGACCAAGAACAAGUUUAGGCUUAGCGUCUCAACAAUUAAUAUCAUCCGUCAAUACACCUUCAGCUUCUCCUACUACUACUUCUACUACCACUCACACAGGUAUUGAAAAACAUUCACCAAGAUUAAUAUCUAGAAAUACAACUGUAUCUCCCCCUGAUUCACCUUUGAUGAGAGAUCCAACUGUAAAAGCUGGAAAAGCGAAAGCUUCUCAAACUCAAAUACAAACUCAAAUUCAAAAUCGGCCUCCAGCUCAAAUUGACUCUGAUGCACCUCCGCCUCCACCUCUACCUGCUAGACCACCAAAAGAAUACGUUGAACUGUUAUCGCCUGUAUGA